Annulohypoxylon maeteangense is the source of this 1826-nucleotide messenger RNA. RefSeq names its product amino acid transporter. Bases 1 to 1635 code for a protein of 544 amino acids. NCBI's taxonomy places the organism in Eukaryota, Fungi, Ascomycota, Sordariomycetes, Xylariales, Hypoxylaceae. Gene Ontology annotation, cellular component: membrane. The record is from RefSeq and is a predicted model, not a curated record. Gene Ontology annotation, molecular function: transmembrane transporter activity. The transcript is spliced from 4 exons. Gene Ontology annotation, biological process: transmembrane transport.
AUGGAUCUCAGCUUGAUAUCGAAAGAGGUCGCGCAAACGAACACGCUAGUUCAACAGAGUACCGGGCCAUCCACCUCCCACGAUGAUUUCGCGUUGGCACGGUUGGGAAAGAGGCCCGUCCUCAAGAGGAACUUCGGGUUCCUGGCAAUUCUCGGGUUCAGCUGUACGGUUCUUAUCACUUGGGAAGGGUCAUUGAUUGGGUUCAUCUCAGGACUGCAAAAUGGAGGUCCGUCCGGUAUCAUAUACGGCUUUCUCGUUGUCUGGGUUGGCACGCUCUCCGUAUUCGGAACGCUUUCAGAACUGGUCUCGAUGGCACCAACCUCCGGAGGUCAGUAUCAUUGGGUCUCUAUGCUAGCUCCUCCUUCAUCGCGAAAGUUCUUCGGAUACAUCACGGGUUGGUUGGAAGUAACUGGUUGGCAAUCGCUUGUAGCGUCGGGCGGAUACGUGACCGGCACUAUGAUUCAGGGCAUCAUUCUCUUGACGUACCCGGGCUAUGCGGAUCAUAUGCAGAACUGGCACGGCACUCUCCUAUUCUGGGGCAUCGUAUUACUCAGUUACGGUAUCAAUACUGCGGUCGGCUCUCUCCUCGCGAAGUUCGAGGGUAUCUUCCUUGUCAUCCACCUUCUCGGAUUCUUCGCUGUGAUACUCCCGUUAGCAUUGUUGAGCCAACAUUCGGAUUCGGCGUCUGUAUUUGACACGUUCUUGAAUCCCGGAGGCUGGCAGACGCAAGGUCUAUCUUUCUGCAUUGGAGUUCUUGGAAACGUAUUCGCGUUUCUUGGCGGGGAUGCUGCAAUUCACAUGUCAGAAGAAAUCCGGAACGCCGCCGUCGUGAUCCCGAGGUCACUCUUGACAGGUCUCUUGGUGAAUGGGACACUUGGAUUCGGCAUGUUGAUUGCGACUCUAUACUGCAUGGGAGAUAUCGAUCAAGCGCUGGCCGAAAACCCCCACUAUCCCUUUAUGUCCAUCUUUAAAGCCGCUACGGGUUCGACUGCCGGAGCAGCGGUAAUGUCUGCGAUAGUCGUCGUCAUGGCCUUUAGUGCUACGACCGGGUCUCUUGCAUCCACUUCGCGCGUUUACUUCGCCUUCGCUCGUGAUCGCGGACUCCCUGGUUGGAGAACAUUGAAAAAGGUCAGCCCUCGUACAAGCAUCCCCAUCUAUUCCGUUAUUACAACUGCUGUCAUCGCGGUUAUCCUCUCCCUCGUCAAUAUCGGAGACUCCACCGCGUUUAACGGCGUGAUCUCGAUUUCAACCGCCGGUUUAUUCGGGUCCUACCUCAUAGCAGCCUCACUGCUACUUUAUAGGCGAGUCACUGGGGGUAUCCGUAUAGCGAACGACGACGAUGUGCUGACGAACACGGUCGGUUCAAGUUUAACUUGGGGGCCAUGGCGUCUUCACGGAAUAUUCGGGGUUGUGAAUAAUAUUUUCAGCUGCAUUUACCUUGUCUUCAUCUUCUUUUUCAGCUUCUGGCCGCCAGCCUUAGAAGUAACGCCGCAGACCAUGAACUACGCCGUGCUGGUGUUCGGGACCGUCAUCAUGUUUAGUAUGCUUUAUUAUGCCGUAUGGGCAAGGAAGGUAUAUUCUGGUCCCAUAAUCGAGUCUAUCCCAAGCGCAGGGAGCCCAAGUCCACCUUUUUGAGAUAUUGAGAUAGACAAUGAACAUUAUAAUCGCAUAAUUCAGAAUGAUGCUAAUGUGAUGGGCCUGGUUAGUACUUACCUACCUAAUAUUGCCGUCCUAGGCGUAAAAGGAAAGGUUGUAUCUGAAUCGAUUUGGAGUUGGGGUUGGGGUUUAUGGUCACGAUAAGAUUGGGAUCGUCAGCUCCGAGGCGA